AUGUGGAGGAAAAUAGCUACAGACUUCAAUUAUGUUUCUGAGAAACAUUUCAUCUCUCACAGAGCUCAGGUGAAUCAUUGUGCCUUCUCUCAUGAUGGAUACUUCCUAAUAACAGGAGCUGACGACUGUAACAUCUGCACCUGGGAUAUUUGGUCUGGAAAACGUCUAACUAAAGCAAAAGGCCACAAAGUGCUCUUUGUGCUCCACACAGGCCCAGUGAAGGUUUGUGUGUUCUCCGGUGACGCCAAGCUCUUUGCCAGCGGGUCGACAGAUUACACUGUGAGGGUGUGGAACACUGACAAGGCCACUUGCCUGCACGUGCUCAAAGGUAGGCAACCUCAAUGCGCCAUCGAAAGCAUACUAUUGUGUGACAUCACAGCUUGGUUUGGGAACAGCUUUGCCCAAGAACUCAACAAAAUUGCCGUGUUGAGUUUAGUGAGUGUAGCCCAGCCCAUCACACAAAGGCACAGCAGGUCUGUGGAGACUGUGGGCUUCAGCCACAAUUCGAAGUUGCUGGCAUCUGCAGGCUGGGAUCGCGUCAUUAUCCUGUGGGAUCCAAAGCUGGGUCAACUCAUGAGGAAAUUCUUAGGUCACGAGAACGUCAUUGGAACCUGUGCCUUUUCAUACAAUGAUGAAUAUUUGGCCACUGGAUCCUGGGAUUUUAAGGUGAUCAUCUGGGGCCUAGACAGCACGUGGCGGACUAUUCUGCAUGGUCACAAGGGCAACGUGAGCUGUGUGGCCUUUUCUAGCAUCGGGAUGCUGGCUUCAGGUUCCUGGGAUAAGACUGUCCGCGUGUGGGAUUCAAGGAAUGGGACCCUGAUCUUUCUCCUGGACAAGCACAGUGGCCACAUCCAGGCCCUCUCAUUCUCAAUUGAUGCAAUUCUACUUAUGACGGCAGCAGAAGAUGGAACAGGGGUGUUGGAAAAUGUCAGCAACUGCCAAUUUUCUUCUUUUGAGACGCUUCUGGUUGCAGGAACCACUGAAGAGACUCAAUAA
Amblyraja radiata (thorny skate) is the source of this 996-nucleotide messenger RNA. It is a transcript of the gene wdr38, whose product is annotated as WD repeat domain 38. The transcript has 9 exons. The coding region runs from base 1 to 996 and encodes 331 amino acids. Lineage: Eukaryota; Metazoa; Chordata; Chondrichthyes; Rajiformes; Rajidae. The record is from RefSeq and is a predicted model, not a curated record. Gene Ontology annotation, molecular function: protein binding.